Molecule: messenger RNA, 824 nt
Organism: Eubalaena glacialis (North Atlantic right whale)
Lineage: Eukaryota; Metazoa; Chordata; Mammalia; Artiodactyla; Balaenidae
Gene: PIP4P2
Product: phosphatidylinositol-4,5-bisphosphate 4-phosphatase 2
Exons: 7
Coding region: 51-824 (257 amino acids)
Biological process (GO): phosphatidylinositol dephosphorylation
Cellular component (GO): lysosomal membrane; late endosome membrane; phagocytic vesicle membrane
Molecular function (GO): phosphatidylinositol-4,5-bisphosphate 4-phosphatase activity
Source: RefSeq, a predicted model, not a curated record
GCAACCCCAGACUCAGCCUCCACCCCGGCCCCGGCGCCACUGCUGCAGUCAUGGCUGCUGAUGGGGUGGACGAACGCUCGCCUCUGCUCUCCGCAUCCCAUUCUGGAAAUGUCACUCCCACGGCCCCACCAUACUUACAAGAAAGCAGCCCCAGAGCGGAACUCCCACCUCCGUACACAGCCAUUGCCAGUCCAGAUGCCAGUGGUAUUCCAGUAAUAAACUGCCGCGUGUGCCAAUCUCUCAUCAAUUUGGAUGGCAAGCUUCACCAGCAUGUGGUUAAGUGCACGGUUUGCAAUGAAGCUACGCCAAUCAAAAACCCCCCAACAGGGAAGAAGUAUGUUAGAUGCCCUUGUAAUUGUCUCCUCAUUUGUAAGGACACAUCACGGCGAAUAGGAUGUCCAAGACCCAACUGUAGACGCAUAAUUAACCUUGGCCCAGUAAUGCUUAUUUCUGAAGAACAGCCAGCUCAACCUGCAUUGCCAGUCCAACCAGAAGGUACAAGAGUCGUGUGUGGGCACUGUGGAAACACGUUCUUGUGGAUGGAACUGAGGUUCAACACUCUGGCAAAAUGCCCACACUGCAAAAAAAUUUCCUCUGUGGGUAGUGCACUUCCUCGAAGACGCUGCUGUGCAUAUAUUACCAUUGGAAUGAUAUGUAUUUUCAUUGGAGUUGGAUUAACUGUUGGCACCCAAGGUUUUGCAAGGCGAUUUCAUGCAACCUAUGUUUCUUGGGCAGUUGCUUAUCUCUUAGGUUUGAUCUGCCUUAUCCGAGCUUGUUAUUGGGGAGCUAUAAGAGUGAGUUAUCCAGAACACAGUUUUGCAUAA